AAGUUCAACUUCGAACCAACUGUAUAUCUUCUUCGCCUCCGCUUUUUUUUCUUCAUCCCUUCAUCCUCCUUCAUCUUUCCUCCGCUCACGAUACGACUCGCCGUCGACAGCAGUGACGACGGCAACGUAACCUUUUGAACCCCGUCCCUCUUCCACUACGGCCAAUCUGCGCGCCCCAACAGCAACGUCCUUGUCGCCUUCGAAUUCCAUCAGCGCUCGGAACGUUACGGCGGCGAGGAUGGCAAACCCUUCUUCAUCUCAUCAUGACCGCGACCGCGACCGGAGUGAUCGUGAACGCGACCGCGAGAGGCACCACACCACCAGCAGUAGCAGCAGGCACCACCACCACCGCACCAUCUCUUCCACUACCCUUCUCCUCGUUCUGUCCCUCAUCCUUGCCGUACUUGCAGUGAUGCUCACUCUGCCCAACACCUCCCGCAACAGCACUCCAUCUCCAGCAGUUCCCAUUCCUUCCCCCAGUGUAGGUGCAGUUGGAGGCGAAGAGGCCAACGACGACGGGGUCCAAAACAGCAUCUGGGGCAUUCUCACCCCAAAGCGUUCUCAUGCGCUUAUCGCUCGCGAGAGCGCCGUCGCAAGUCGCGAGGCCGAAGUAGCUCGCCGCGAAGCUGAGCUUCUCAUCGGUGCCCCUGGCGGUGUCAUGCCCAUGCCUCCCCCCAUGCCCGAGUGCCCCAUGUGCCCGCCGCCCGCCACCGUCACCAUUGUCGAACCUCUUCCUGCUCAAACUGUCGUCAAGGAAGUUGUCAAGGAGGUCGAUCUUGCUCCUCCUGGUUGGUGGAAGGAGGCCGGCGCUCGUGCCGAAGAGCUUCUGGACCGCGAGCUCCGUGUUGGCGAGCGCGAGCGCGAUAUUAGCCGCCGCGAGGAGAGCGUUAACCGUCGUGAGCACGAUGCUUCACGUCGAGAAGGAUGGAUUAUGGAGCAACUUGUACUUAUCAACAACGACAAUGUCGUUGAGGAAGAAAUGAUUUACGAGGAAGCCCCACCGCCGCCGCCUCCCCCUCCUAUGAAGCGUAAACUCAAGUCACCACCUCCUCAGGCAGCUCCUCCUCCGCCACCACCACCUCCGCCUCCGCCUCCGGAGCCGACACUCGAAAUAGAAACGAGGACCAUCAUCCAAUAUGAGAACCAGUUCCCAACAAUGACCGUCCCUCCGCCCGCUAACACGCGUCGGGCGGCGUUCCCUACGCCUAAUGUCGUCUCUACUACCAAGUCGUCCUAUAUUCCCCGGACGACUGCGGUCUAUGAAGAAGUCGUCGUGGAGCCUCCUCGUGAAGAAUACAUAGAGGUAGAGGAAGAAGAAGAAGAAGAAGAAUACGAGGUUGAAGAAGAGUACGAGGAGUAUGAAGAGUAUGAGGAGUAUGAGGAGCCAGUUGUUGUAAAACCGCCUCCGCCGCCUCCGAAGGUUGCUCGUGGAGGUCCUCCGCGAGGGCCUUCAGGCUCCAGAACUCAACAGAACGGCGGGUGGAUGUGGUAAAUGAAUGACCAGCUCGCCAAGCAACUUCUCCUGUUCAAUCACCUCCCUAUGCGACACCCUCUUCUUCUGACUUUUUAUUCCGACUCUCAUGGCCCACGACCGACGACGACUGCGAUACUUGGACUCCUGCUUUUAUUUACUGCCUUGCACGGAAGUUGAUCUUUUGCGGUGGAACUCCCUCUUACGAACUCUUGAAUGCUUACAGAAAUCUUUGACGACUCAUGUGAUGCCUUGUGUUUUUUGUAGCGUAGGUAGAUAGUUAGGAUGAUACUAACCGUACUUUCGUCCUUUGCUCAUUGCCGUUCGCGACGGCAGAGGGCUUUGGAUAUAACUGUAAAUAUAUCCGCUUUUUGGGCUGCUCUUGCAAUUAUAUUGAUUAGGUUGGGAAUAAUACACGCUACAUAGAGAUGUGAACGAAAAGGGCGUGAGUAGUACUCCUUUGUGGAAAUGGG
Molecule: messenger RNA, 1944 nt
Organism: Coniophora puteana RWD-64-598 SS2
Lineage: Eukaryota; Fungi; Basidiomycota; Agaricomycetes; Boletales; Coniophoraceae
Exons: 3
Coding region: 239-1492 (417 amino acids)
Biological process (GO): actin filament polymerization
Cellular component (GO): actin filament; cytoplasm
Molecular function (GO): microtubule binding; actin binding
Source: RefSeq, a predicted model, not a curated record